UGACCCGAACUAUUAUGACGUGCUCUCUGUAUAUGUGUGUGCGUGUGUUAACACGUUGAAACGUACACGGACUAGUGGUCCUGUGUAAUAUCAAUAUUGUAGACGACGACUUUCGUAUUUUGAUCGUUUCGAUUUUUGAUUUUCCACAGCAGCCCGACGACAAGUGAUGCUCGAGUCGGCCAGCAUAGCGUCGGGGGUCAGCGUGGCGGUACUUUUGGUGUUCAUAAUCUGCACCACGUUUUACGUCAGGUCCAAGAGACAGCGGAAACUCAAGUUGAACGCAGCCGACGUCUCAAUGGUAGACGGCAACUGGACGGACGCGGAAAAGCGGCCGUUCUCGUAUCGUCCCAAGCACACGAUCAUCACAAUUCCUCUGAAGACAGUAAUCACAGAACAGUCGACGCGAUCCUCCGGCGACGGCCGCCGCCCCGAAGAGAGUUCGCGACGAGAACCUUUGAUCGUAUGAGACGACUGCAGCUAAUUCCAAAGUUAUUAUAUGUUCAGCGCGGGUAUCCUUGCGAGGACGACAAAUGACGAUUUUUUUUUCACGGGGAGAUCAAUAAUAUAAUAAUAUUUUGGUGUCGAGCUGGACGCCGCACAACACGCCUCGGAUACCACUAUACACACACGGCGGCACAACAGUCGGUCAGCAGCAGCAGCAGCAGCAGCAGACACGCGAAAUAUGAUCACGACACGAACACACACACGCCCACACACAUGAUAAUGUCUCAACGUCACGUCCCGAGAGCCCAACGCCGAAUAUAUUAUACACACACACACACACGCGUGCGCGAAAUAAAAUUUGGAAUUGAAAAAAAUUUAAUGAUCAAAAUCGAAUGUAAUAAAAUUUCAAAAAAAAAAUUGUUUUUAAACGGACCGAUUCAAUCAUACAGUAG
Molecule: messenger RNA, 896 nt
Organism: Myzus persicae (green peach aphid)
Lineage: Eukaryota; Metazoa; Arthropoda; Insecta; Hemiptera; Aphididae
Exons: 3
Coding region: 167-466 (99 amino acids)
Source: RefSeq, a predicted model, not a curated record